AACCCUCUCCCUCUCCCAAGUCCCACCCUAAUCUAUUUCUCUGUAGGGCGUAGACUGUAGUUCCCCGAUCCCCUUCCACCCCCCGCCGUUCCCUCCAAAGUCUAAAUCCGAAGAGAGGGUACUGGAACAAGAAAAUGGCGAGUCCAUUACUCCCACUUCUGGUCCUCUUUGCAGCAGCAUUACUUGUAGCUCCAACCCUCAUUAACUCCUCAGCAGUUCAAGACCCCGAAUUGGUGGUGAAAGAGGUUGAGAGGAGCAUCAACACCACUAGAAGAAAUUUGGGCUUCCUCUCUUGCGGAACAGGAAACCCCAUCGACGAUUGCUGGCGGUGCGACCCCAAUUGGGAGAAGAAUCGUCAAAGGCUAGCCGAUUGUGCAAUUGGGUUCGGGAAGCAGGCCAUUGGUGGAAGGGAUGGCCGCAUCUAUGUCGUCACUGACUCCGGCGACGACGACCCCGUGAACCCAAAGCCGGGGACCCUCCGGUACGCCGUGAUCCAAGAUGAGCCAUUGUGGAUCAUCUUCGCACGCGACAUGGUGAUUCAGCUCAAGGAAGAGCUACUAAUGAACUCGUUCAAGACCAUCGACGGCAGGGGUGCCAGCGUUCACAUUGCCGGUGGGCCAUGCAUUACCAUACAGUACGUGAACAACAUUAUCAUACACGGCCUCAACAUCCAUGACUGCAAGCAGGGCGGGAAUGCCAAUGUGAGAGACUCCCCGGAGCACUAUGGGUGGAGGACCAUCUCCGAUGGUGAUGGAAUCUCCAUAUUUGGGGGUAGCCAUGUGUGGGUGGAUCACUGCUCUCUCUCCAACUGCCAUGAUGGACUCAUCGAUGCCAUCCACGGAUCAACUGCUAUCACCAUUUCUAACAAUUACAUGACCCACCAUGACAAAGUGAUGCUCUUGGGCCACAGUGACACCUACACCCAAGACAAGAACAUGCAAGUCACUAUUGCCUUCAACCACUUUGGAGAAGGGCUGGUGCAAAGGAUGCCAAGGUGUAGACAUGGAUACUUCCAUGUGGUGAACAAUGACUACACCCACUGGGAGAUGUACGCCAUUGGAGGGAGUGCUUCACCGACCAUCAACAGCCAAGGGAAUAGAUUUGUGGCACCGGAUGAUAGAUUCAGCAAAGAAGUGACCAAACAUGAGGAUGCACCAGAGAGUGAAUGGAAGAACUGGAAUUGGAGGUCUGAAGGAGACCUAAUGAUGAAUGGUGCCUUCUUCACGCCAUCUGGUGCGGGAGCGUCGUCGAGCUAUGCUAAGGCUUCCAGUUUGGGUGCCAGACCAUCUUCUCUGGUGGGUUCCAUUACGAUGUCGGCGGGUGCACUCGGUUGCAAGAAGGGUUCGCGUUGCUGAUGAUGUGACUUUGAGCGGAGGGAAUAGGCGCAAAGGCGCGCGGCAUAUAUAUAUAUAAGGCCCCCCAACCCCAACUCUCUCCUUCUGUUUCUUUCUUUUUAUUUACACCUUUAAUUCACUGGGGUAGAAAUAAGAGUAACAAGCGUCCAUAGUGAUGAUAUGAAGAAGGAAACCCAAAAAUAUACGUAUACUAUAGUAUAGGAGUUCAGAUCAGGUGGCGAUGUAGGCGUAUAUAUAGUUUCUUUCCCUUUUUUCUUUCUCCUUUUCUUUUCGCGUCUUAUAAUUACAAGUUUACAACCUCGGCCUGUUGCCCUGAUAACCACCUUUUGGGUUCGGUUAUUAUUUAUGAAUCCUGGUGGGGUUAGAGGAAAAGGUCCAGAAGUGUUGAUAGAUUGGAUUUUAUAUGUAUUAGCCCUUAUGCAUCAUC
Messenger RNA from Nelumbo nucifera (sacred lotus), 1782 nucleotides. RefSeq names its product putative pectate lyase 5. Lineage: Eukaryota; Viridiplantae; Streptophyta; Magnoliopsida; Proteales; Nelumbonaceae. Gene Ontology annotation, molecular function: pectate lyase activity. The record is from RefSeq and is a predicted model, not a curated record.